AUGGCUGCAGAUCAAAUUUCAAAGCCUUACCUACCAUUCAUGUUGAGACUCAAACUUUGCAUUGGUAAUUUUUUUACGAGAAUCUGUCUCCGUUACGACGGAACCAUCAAUCGAAGCCUUUUCGACCUACUUGACAGAAAAGUAGCGGCUGGUUCGACCGUAGUCGUUGACAACAUCCACGUCUCUUCGUCCGAUGUCACGGUCGACCCCUCCCGCAACCUUUGGUUCCGUCUCUUCGUCCCAAGAACCACUCGUAAGCUACCCCUUGUUAUUUAUUUUCAUGGUGGAGGUUUCUCAUUCUUUGGCGCGGACUCAAAGCCGUGUGACGAUUUAUGUCGCAGCUUGGCAGCGAUAUUCCCCGCCGUAAUCGUAUCCGUUAACUACCGUCUCGCCCCAGAGUUUCGUUAUCCUUGUCAGUAUGAGGAUGGAUUCGAUACCUUAAGAUUCAUUAAUGCUCAAAACUACAACAUUUUACCCCCAAACGUCGAACUUAACAAAUGCUUCCUGGCUGGAGACAGUGCAGGAGGCAACAUAGCCCAUCAUGUAACUUUCAGAGCUUGUCAUAACUCCCAAGAGCUUGACAAGCUAGUCAUCGUCGGACUUGUGGCAUUGCAGCCAUUUUUCGGGGGCGAGGAGCGGACAGAGAGCGAACUACGACUGACUAAGGCGCCUAUACUCAAUGUCGAGGGUACAGACCGCCUGUGGACGAUGUUUUUGCCACAGGGUGCUAAUAGAAACCACCAGGCAGUGAAUGUUGAAACCAACUUUGAGACCACGGACAUGAAGAAUACGAAAUUUCCAAGCUCUUUGGUGAUUGUGGGAGGAUUCGACCCGUUGCAAGAUUGGCAAAUAAGGUAUGCUCAAGGGUUGAAAAAGAGUGGUAAACAAGUGGAAUUGAUCAAGUAUCCUAAUGCAUUUCAUAGUUUCUACGGAUUUCCAGAAUUGCCUGAGUUUGAUUUGUUCAUCAAAGAUGUAAGAAAUUUUAUUCAGAAGCAAUCAACUGAUAGUAUCGAUUGA
Messenger RNA from Fraxinus pennsylvanica, 1017 nucleotides. Lineage: Eukaryota; Viridiplantae; Streptophyta; Magnoliopsida; Lamiales; Oleaceae. The record is from the annotation of a GenBank genome assembly.